This is a messenger RNA of Sphaeramia orbicularis (orbiculate cardinalfish), 2657 nucleotides long. RefSeq names its product collagen alpha-1(XXVI) chain-like. Gene Ontology annotation, molecular function: protein binding. The record is from RefSeq and is a predicted model, not a curated record. NCBI's taxonomy places the organism in Eukaryota, Metazoa, Chordata, Actinopteri, Kurtiformes, Apogonidae.
ACGUUAUAAGUGAUUAUCUGUAGGGUAGUGAAAGGGAUUCAUUUCAGUAACUAGUUUAUUUCAAACCUAUAGCCAUGACUUUCACAUUGAAUUCAUUAUAGGAACAGUGAAAGCUUUCGGUUUUUCAAACGGGACCAGAUGCGCUUUUACGCAGUCCGCCUCAGCCCGCUUUUUACGCACUGUGGAUAUUUGACUCCACAGUCCUCGGCACGAUGUCAAACGUCAGAAAGCAGCAUUAUUCUAUAGGAAGAGGCUGUGUGUCAUUCAUUUUGGGCUCUUGAGGGGGCCAGUUUGUUUCUCCCCGGGAAGACAAAAUGACCAAGAUGUUAACUCUUUCCGCUGAGUUUGCUUAGGCUCUCUCUCCCCAUUCCUCGACAGAUUCUGUUGAUUUGGCAAAGAGGAAGUUAUUGCUGCAGAGUUUUGAUUAAUAUCGUUGCUGUUGGCGGAUAUCUUCAUCAGGGACACAUUAACACUGAAGAAGAUGAUGGCUUUGUCGUUUCUGUGCACACUGUGCAGGAUAAGUUUAGUCUGUCCUUCGCUGGGAACCGGAUUUGUUUAUCUUCCAAGCAUCACUGUGCAGCGCCAGCGCAUCAAGUCGGAACAGAGUGGCAGUACUGGACCACCGGGAACCGGGUCCCGAACCCAGCUCAGGAAUUGGUGUCAGUACACUGUUUCCAAGACAGUGUCCUGUCAGGUGCAGAAUGGCACAGAAACCACAGUACAAAGAGUCCUACAGGGAUGUCGAUGGCCUGGACCCUGCUCUAAAGUCAUCAGUUACAGGACUGUGAUCAGGCCAUCCUUCAAGACUGCCUACAAACAGGUCACUGCACUGGAGUGGAGAUGUUGCCCAGGGUUUGUGGGUGAAGAGUGUAGAGAAGAGUGUUUGAACUGCACAAGUUUUACUGACAUGAACAGCAGAAUUAAUGCCAUUGAAUCAAAGAUAAAGCUGUUAGAAAAUGGACAUUCCAUGUCGUCAACAGUCACCAGUUCACCAGAGGGAUCAACAGACAACGAGGUGGAUGCACCCAAACCCACUCCCAUUGGCCGCCCUAAUUUUUUUUAAGCAGGAGGCAGAGGGCCUCCAGGGCCCAUUGGACCUCCUGGGCUUCCUGGUUCUGAUGGACCUCCAGGUCCAGCUGGAAGACCAGGCCUUCCUGGACCUGUUGGACCAAAGGGGGAAAGAGUUCCAGGAGAAGUAGGUCUUGCAGGCCCUCGUCCACCGGGUCCCCAGGGGCCCAGCUCGUCUCCCAUCCGAAUGAGAGGAGAUGUUUUCCAAGUAGACAACCAAGAGAACCCCAUCCAUGUCACUCUCCCAUACAACAGGUUGUUUGUUGGCCCACCUGGUCCAAGAGGUCCUGUUGGCCCCUCAGGACCUCAAGGACCAAGAGGACCUACAGGGAUGCCCGGACUACCUGGACAAGACGGAAAAGACGGCCUCCAAGGCAAGCCUGGGGAUUUGGGACCCAGAGGAGAUCGAGGGGAAAGGGGUGAUCCAGGUGUAACAGGCACACAGGGCCCACCUGGACCACCAGGGCCAAAAGGUGAACCAGGAGAGGGUUUGAGUGAGGGCGAGGCCGUGCAGCAGCUCAGGGAGGCAUUGAAAAUCCUAGCUGAGAGGGUCCUGAUCCUGGAGCACAUGAUCGGCGUUCAUAGAAACUCUGAAGGAUCUGGAUUUGGUAGUAUUUCAGACCCCCUGUCCUUCUCAACCAUUAAGACCAAGCGUCUUCAACCUGUCAACCGUCACCAAACUCAAACACUAGGGGAGAGACAAAGACGAACUCCUCUUUAAGAAAAGGGUCUAAUUUUGUAUAUGUGUUUAAGAUAGCAAAGGAUGAAUUUAUUGCAAAUAAGAUUAAGUAGACGUACAAUUUUUAAGAAUUGUUCAUGCUGUAUUUUUUCUCUCACUUUUAUUAUUAGAACUUAUUUGCGUAAUUAUCAUUUUUUAAAUGAUGCUCUUGCAGACAUGAGAGUUGAACAUUUCAUCCACAUAAAAGCUUUGUAGGCUUCUUUUCACCCUGCUGCCGCAUGAUCCUACUGUACAUAACCUUAACAGCACUUACAAGGUUUGUACUAUGAAAUAUAAUCUCAUAAAGCAUUUUUGGGGUUUUGGCAUCUUUCUUGGCUCGAUAAAAGACUGCCUACAAAACACAUCAGGUUCUUUGGCUGAUGUUGCAAAGCUCUGUAGGCCACAUGUGAGUUCCCAAGAGCUGGACCCAAAACACUCUAUUUAGUGUCAAACUCAUUCCUGGAACGACCUUGCGGUUCAUCUCAUGUCAGCCUGUCAAGCAUAUUUCUUCCUUUCUCUUUUCUCUGUCUCUCCCUCUCUGUGCUCUCCCUUGUUAAACUGAGGUAAGACAUGACAAACUGCCAAGAGUAUCUGCUUAAAAUACGUAAGGUGAAAUGAAUAGCAUCUGGAGAGUGCAUAUCUGGAAAACAAAGGAAAAGAUGCUGAAUCAUUUGAGCUUUGGCCUGGCUCGUGCAGAUGUGUUCAAGCCCACUGCACCUUAUGUGAGCAGAACACCAAACCUGACAGGAUUAAACUGACCUCUUCAUAACUGCCUGUGAGAAUUGCAUUAAAACUAUUAUGAUUGUUGUAUAAUAAGUCUCUGAGAGACCCAUCUGUUUAUCUCUGAAUAAAGUUUUGACCUUGUCUGGUA